Trematosphaeria pertusa is the source of this 1388-nucleotide messenger RNA. RefSeq lists its product as uncharacterized. The coding region runs from base 111 to 977 and encodes 288 amino acids. The transcript has a single exon. Lineage: Eukaryota; Fungi; Ascomycota; Dothideomycetes; Pleosporales; Trematosphaeriaceae. The record is from RefSeq and is a predicted model, not a curated record.
GGAUAGCUUCACUCCUUCAGCUAUCGGCAGUCGCUCUUUCAAUCGCCAUUUCUACGAGUCCAAAGCUUUCUUUAUUUGAAUCCCAUACCGCCUACCAUCUAUCAGCCGAAAUGCAGCUCACUCUCGCCGCCGCGGCGCUCAUUGCGACCGCUUCAGCCUCUGCCGUUGCGAACAUUCACAAACGUACGGCCAACUUCAAUGCCACCUGCGACGAUAGCAAGCCCAAGGCCAAGGUUGUCAACCGCUGCUCCUACGCAGUCAAUGUUUGGUCGAUACAAAAGGAGCUCGGAUGCCCUGACGGCGCGGGUCUGACACUGAAUCCGGGUGAAUUCUACCAUGAGAACCUGAGGGACUCCUCUGACGGGACGGGAAUCUCCAUCAAGCUCUCCAAGUAUGAGACUUGCGGCGGCAACGAUCUUACCCAGCUGGAGUACUAUCUCAACCAUGCGACGGACUACCAGGGUAAUUACCUUGAUAUGUCUUUCGUCGAUUGCACAUCCGGAGACUGCCCCGGCUGGGACGAUGGGUUCUACUUCAAGGCCGGCAACCAGGAUGGCAUGUUCACGUCCGCUGUUGAUAACGAGCAUUGCCCCAUCUUCAGUGUCUACAACUCAGAGGAAGCCGCCAGGGUCUCCUACGUCAACUGGGACGACCGCCAGACCAAGUGGUGCGACCUUGACGCCAGCAUGGAGCUCUACCUAUGCGGCGGCGAAGCGCCUGGAGAGUCAUCUCCCGAGCCCUCUGCUCCUAGCAGCACCGAAGAAGCGGCUCCCAGCAGCACCGAGGUCUACGAGGAGCCGUCCUCCACUGAGGCCGCCGCUACAUCAGCCCCCGCAUACCAGGACGUUGCCGCUGCCGAAGUCACGCCAGCUCCCGUCCAGCCCGCCAACGUCAAGACCGAGUUUGUCUACACCACCGUGUAUGUCAAGGAGAAGAGGCACGCUCACGGCCACCGCCAUCAACACUUCCGCGCAUAAAUUAGCCCAUCACCUGUAUAUCGUUACCGACAUGAUUUGGCAUAUUCGGUGUUGGGCAAGCGGUUCCGUCGCAAUGCGCAUGCCGGAGUUCAAGAUACCACAUUUGAAGGAAGUAGGGGGAAGAAGACGAGGAAUAUACCAUUCCAACAUGUAAUGACGGUGUAGUCAGCGUCGCAGGCAAUUCACUUCCAUUCUACCAUAUCUUUAUCGACGCGCACCCGUCUUGCAUUGUGUUAACGUUUCGCUUUGCUAUCUUCGACCUUCCGCGCCUUCUCCUCGAUUUCGGCAUCACCACGAAUAGCGACAGGGGGCGGGUCUCACGGCGGUGUUUUCUGGUCACAUAUUCUCACGAUGUCACGAUAUACCACCUCAACCCCAUUGGCGUGCUGGAACAUAUUUUUUCCCUUUUGU